Molecule: messenger RNA, 3693 nt
Organism: Cucurbita moschata (crookneck pumpkin)
Lineage: Eukaryota; Viridiplantae; Streptophyta; Magnoliopsida; Cucurbitales; Cucurbitaceae
Product: katanin p80 WD40 repeat-containing subunit B1 homolog
Exons: 18
Coding region: 331-3303 (990 amino acids)
Biological process (GO): microtubule severing; microtubule depolymerization
Cellular component (GO): katanin complex
Molecular function (GO): microtubule binding
Source: RefSeq, a predicted model, not a curated record
UCAAAUUGGAAACACACAAAGAAAAAAAGAAGGGUAAUACGGCAAUGGUUCUGUCACGGUCUGAAAUGGAGAUGAAUUAUAUGGUUCCCAUGUCUAUAAGCAAACAGCCAUUCUUUUUCUUCCUUUCAAUUCCAUUCUACCAUUUCACCCCACAACCUUUUCUCCACCGAUAUCCCAAAUCUUGCUGAAUUUCAGUUCUAGUUUGAUCUUAUCACGGCGGUUUCUUACCUCUUGAAUCUUCGAGUGAAUUGAGUUCAGUAGCACGCCGUCGGGAUUUUGUUUCUCCGAUCUUGUUCUACUUCCCACUUGUGUUCUUAGUUUGUCUCGGCAAUGGCGAAGCGUGGAUAUAAGCUACAGGAAAUUGCGGCACACUCGGCUAAUGUAAACUGUCUGAGUAUUGGGAAAAAAGCUUGCCGAUUGUUCAUAACUGGUGGAGAUGAUCACAAAGUCAAUCUUUGGGCGAUUGGAAAACCCAACUCUUUGAUGAGUCUGUGUGGUCAUACUAAUCCUGUCGAAUCGGUAGCUUUUGAUUCAUCUGAAGUUUUGGUGCUUGGUGGAGCUUCUUCUGGUGCAAUAAAGUUAUGGGAUCUUGAAGAGGCUAAAAUAGUUCGCACUCUUUCUGGUCACAGAUCGAAUUGCACAGCAGUUGAGUUUCAUCCAUUCGGCGAGUUCUUUGCAUCAGGUUCUAGAGACACUAAUCUUAAAAUCUGGGAUAUCCGAAAGAAAGGUUGCAGUCACACAUACAAGGGUCACACUCAAGGCAUUAGUACGAUCAAGUUCACGCCAGAUGGUCGCUGGGUGGUCUCCGGUGGAUUUGAUAGUGCUGUGAAGGUAUGGGAUCUAACUGCUGGAAAGCUCUUACAUGAUUUUAAGUUCCAUGAAGGGCAUAUUCGGUCCAUAGGUUUUCAUCCACUCGAGUUUCUCCUUGCGACAGGGUCAGCUGACAAAACUGUAAAGUUCUGGGAUUUGGAAACCUUUGAAUUGAUUGGAUCAACAAGACCUGAGGCUACUGGAGUUCGUGCAAUCACCUUCCACCCGGAUGGGAGGACCCUGUUUUCUGGUCUGGAUGAAAGUUUGAAGGUAUAUUCAUGGGAGCCUGUCAUUUGUCAUGACUCUGUCGAUAUGGGAUGGUCAACACUUGGUGACCUUUGCAUUCAUGAUGGGAAACUUUUGAGUUGCUCAUUUUAUCGAAGCUCUGUUGGAGUUUGGGUAGCUGACAUAUCGAAUAUUGAGCCUUAUGGAGCUAGUUCAGUAUCUGGGCAAAAGCAGCCAAAAGAACAGAAAUCUAAUUCUGCUUUCAAGAACAGUUUAGCUUCAAAAAGCUUUGGAGCUGGUUUGAUGACUUCAAAUUUACAAUCUCUGUCUCCUGAUUAUGAAACCAAGGAGAUAAAGAAUAUAUACAUAGACACCACCGGUGGAAAGCCUGAGGCGGCAUCUUUAAGCUCCCCAAAAGUUGUAUUUGCAUUGGGUUCAAAGGAGAUUAUCUAUGAUGCAAGCAAAAAGCAAAGUCCUGCAUCAAGAGUAGAAACGAAAUCUAUUGAAGUAUCAACGGUCAAACCCCCGGUUGUACCUUGUGAUAGUCCUGAGGUUAAAGACUCCGCAAGCUCUAUAAGGGAAUCUAUCACAUUUUCCAAGACAAGACGUGGUAUGUUACUCAGACCAGCUCAUGUAAGAAAGCCAUCAAAUAGUAAAAUGGAUCUUGAAAACCUAUCAGUGUCAGUUGAUUCAAGUAGAAAAACUGAUCUUGAGAGACUAGCAGUUGUAGAUUCUGUAAAUAUCUGUCAUACCACCAAUGAUUUGAAUAAAGCUCCAGAACCGAACUUCGUAACACGGGUUGUAUCGGAAGAAACACAAAAAGAUUCUCAUAGAAUAAAUUCUGAUAUCAGAAGUAUCGAGACGUUUGAAAACAUUCCCCGUGUGUCUUCUGAGACAACUUCAGAACAAGAAAGCUGCAACAAACCAGUUGUUAGUAGAAAAGGGACAAACUCUGUUAAAUUUGUAAAUGGAGUUGCAGUUGUUCCUGGAAGGACACGCACUCUUGUCGAGAAGUUCGAAAGGAGAGAACAAACUAUUGAUGUACAGACGACAAUUUCACCAUCUUAUGUCCUCGAAUCGGAAAAGACAAAGGAGCAAACUAAUAGCUAUGAAGCACAGGUGGUAACUCCUCAGAUCCUUGAAACUGAGAAGUCACUCGAACAAGCUAAUACCUAUGGAGUACAGGCAGUGGCUAUACCUUCUCACGUCUCCGAAACAGAGAAGGCGCGUGAACGAACUAAUAACUACGAAAUGCAGGCAGUGACGAUUCCUUCGCACAUCUCUGAAACUGAGAAGGCAAGAGAACGAACUAAUAACUACGAAAUGCAGGCAGUGAUGAUUCCUUCGCACAUCUCUGAAACUGAGAAGGCAAGAGAACGAACUAAUAACUACGAAAUGCAGGCAGUGACGAUUCCUUCGCACAUCUCUGAAACUGAGAAGGCAAGAGAACGAGCUAAUAACUAUGAAAUGCAGGCAGUGAUUAUUCCUUCGCGCAUCUCUGAAACUGAGAAGGCAAGAGAACGAACUAAUAACUAUGAAGUACGAGCAAUGAUUACUCCUCGUACCCCAGAAACUAAGAGGAUGACUACUAACUAUGAAGCAAGAACAAUAAAUAACUAUGAAGCAAGAACAAGAAAUAACUAUGAAGCAAUGACAACUCCUGUCACUUCUCCUGUCCCUGAAACGGAUAAAACAGACAAUUUACAGAAAGGAGAACCUCAAGCUUCUGGAAGAGAUUCUCCCUGUGCAAAUGAUAGGGAUGUCAUUGAAGACAUAAUGCAAUCUCAUGAUGUAUUCUUAAGUAGCCUUCGAUCCCGGUUGACAAAACUGCAGGUGGUACGACACUUUUGGCAGCAGAAUGACAUGAAAGGUGCCAUCAAUGCCAUGACAAAACUCCCGGAUCAUUCUGUGCAAGCAGAUGUGAUCAGCGUUCUCAUCGAGAAGAUGAAUGUCCUGACUCUAGAUUUAUUCUCGUGCCUACUUCCCGUACUCGUGGGUUUAUUGGAUAGCAAGAUAGAAAGGCAUGCCAGUUUGUCCAUGGAGAUUCUCUUGAAGCUUGUAGCAGUUUUUGGUCAUGUUAUAACCUCAGCAGUAUCAGCACCUCCAGUAGUUGGUGUUGAUCUUCAUGCAGAGCAGAGGGUACUUUGCUGCAAGCAAUGCUUCACCCAUCUGCAGAAGAUUCAAAAAAUUCUUCCAUCAUUUGCAAGGAGAGGUGGUUCACUAGCAAGAAGUGCUCAAGAAUUGAAUCUGGUACUUCAACAAUGUUAAGUUUCAUUCACUAUGUCAAAUUUUUGGCAAAGAACAGGUAAAUAGUUAGGCUGAUACCUCCAAUAGAAAGAACUUGGAGAUGCAACACCUUUACAAGUUGAAGCCAUCGGCCAUGUCCCACAAUUUUGUGAUUCAUGGAGGGUGAAGCCGAGCAGAAAGACAACGGAAAACCUUAGACGACGAACGUGAAGUCGGCAGGUCGGGUUCUUCGGACGGAACAAUGGAAGCCCUCCUCAUUUUGAUUCUUCAUAUUCCAGGUAUUGUUUGUAUCUUCUAAUCAACAUCUUGUAAGUAUGUGCCAAUUCAAACAUGUAAUGCAUGGAGAUAUUGAAUUCAAGCAUAUGGGUAGAGCUGUUUGCUUCUGCUUGAAAGAAUGUUAUGUCGCUGAUA